AUUCAAUAGCAUAUAGUUUAUUUCAUGGCGUGACAUUCCACAGAAAACUUUCUUUAAUACAUUUGGGUCGGAGAGCAAAUCUUUUCUUUCGUCACUCCUUAUAUCUUAGAUUCCUAGAAAAACACAAUGUUUUGUAUGGUUGAUUUAGAGAGGGUGUAUAUCGUAUGUAAAACUUUGGAAAUUGAUGGGGUCGAAGGUAAUGCGUUUGUUUCGUGCCACCUGCGAGUCACAGACGCGUAUAUAGCGACAACACUUGAUGUUCACGUGCAACAGUUUCGUCAACAGUAGAAUUUGGCUCAAAUUUUCUGUCAGUUAAAAGAGGAAACGGCGUAGAACAUCGAUAUACCUUCACUGAAUGCACCAAUGGGCUUUCGCUGCAAGAUUUCCGCUUUCAAAUGCCAAAAUCUACAAUUAUUUGCAAGAGUAAAUUGGAUAUAAACCCUUGAUACAAAUAUCGAAGUGCUAGUGCCAGUCUACCUGAGCGCUGAAUAAAAACACGACGCGCACGCAACCGAGGUCCACACAGAAAAGCGUGAGGGCGAAACAUGGAGAUCAGACAACCGAGCUACGAUGAAAUCCCUGGGCCCCUGGAUAAAGGAGUGUCUAUCACAAAGGGUUACUUUGGAGAACUCGACUAUCAAAAUCAUCGGCAGUUUUAUGUAGGAGUUCAUAUUCCUCUGCGACCGAGAAAACACCAUCACCAUCAACGACAUCACCAUCACCGGCGAAGACAUAGAUCCCUCACACUCGAUUCUACCGAGUCAGAUACCGCAACAUCCUCAUUGCCGAUAGACAAAGUACGCUUUAUUCUUGGUGGUGAAGAAAAUGAACAGGAACAACACAAGAUGUUCACGGAGUUGGCAACAUAUCAAUGCGACAAAGAUGGAAAUGAGGAGUGGAGGGAAAUGGCACGGUGGCUGAAAUUUGAAGAGGCUGUCGAAGAAGGUGGAGAUCGCUGGAGUAAGCCGCAUGUCGGUACUCUGUCUCUCUAUAGCCUGUUUGAGCUGAGAAGUGCCCUUCUACGUGGAACAGUUCUGUUGGACAUGAACGCAAGCAAUUUACCUCAGAUUGCAGAUCUUGUCCUUGAUGAUAUGGUGAAUAAAAAUUACUUGGAACAAGAUAACAGACAGAGAGCUCGCGAAGUACUCUUGAAGAAGCAUCGUCACCAGGGGGUGAAAUCCUCGAAAAAGAAAAGUUCUACCAUGAGCAGCUUUGGAUCAUUUGCAAAGAAAGCCUCAUCAGCAGGUCUUAGUGAAAUGUUAAAACGUUCAGACUCCUCGCAAAAGACAACAGCUCCUAAAACCUUGGAGGUAGUGGCAGAAGAUCACAAUGGUGGAGAAUUCCCUCAUUUGCCAUCAGCUGCAGAUUUAGUGGGAAAAGAGAAGGAGAGUGGACAGAAUGGUGAUGUGAAGCAAUCAGAAUCAGAUACUGGCCUAGAAACGUUUGAUGCCAACUUCAUGAAGAAGAUUCCUGCUGGAGCAGAAGCAUCCAAUGUCCUUGUUGGAGAGUUAGAUUUCUUGAAGAAACCAGUGACUGCAUUUGUGCGUCUGGAGAAUGCUUCUCUUCUGGGUGACCUUACUGAAGUGCCAGUACCCACACGGUUUAUCUUUUUCAUGUUAGGACCUCCUGGCACUCCAGGACGGUACUAUGAAGUCGGACGUGCCAUAGCAACACUGAUGUCUGAUGAGGUUUUUCAUCAAGUUGCUUACAAGGCUCACUGCCGUGAAGACUUGUUGGCUGGAAUCGAUGAGUUCCUAAUGCAGGUGACGGUGUUGCCGCCUGGUGAAUGGGAUCCCUCUAUCCGUAUUGAACCCCCUGAUGUGAUACCUGAACAGGGUAAACGGCUUGAGUCAGCUAAAUCUGCAGGUAAUGGAGAUGAAGAAGAGCAUGACCCUGCGGGCGACAGAGAAGAACAGCUUCAGAAGACAGGAAGGUUGUGUGGAGGUCUUCUUGCUGAUAUCAGGCGCCGAGCUCCUUGGUACUGGAGUGAUUUUAAGGAUGCCCUCAACCCUCAGUGCAUUGCGUCGAUCAUCUUUAUCUACUUUGCUUGUCUCACACCAAUCAUUACAUUUGGAGGGUUAAUGGGAACAAAGACAGGGAAGAAUAUGGCUGCAAUGGAGCAAAUUCUCGCAGGAGGCAUUGGUGGAGUUCUGUUCUCUCUGUUUGGUGGUCAGCCUCUUAUUAUUCUGGGUGCGACCGGUCCUAUGUUAGUCUUUGAAGAAAUUCUUUACACAUUCUGUGACAAAUUCGGCAUGGACUAUCUGCCAUUUCGUUUGUGGAUUGGCAUUUGGACAAUGCUGUACUGCUUUGUCUUGGUGAUAACAGACGCCAGUGCGCUUGUGCGAUACUUCACCCGUUUCACUGAAGAAUCCUUUGCCACGUUAAUUGCACUGAUCUUCAUUGUCGAGGGUUUCAAAAAGUUGUUCCACGUUCUGCACGAUAGCCCUGUUCCCACAACAGAUUCGGAUUAUAGACGAUACGGUUACAUGGAAGAACAUUCUUGCCUGUGCUUGCCAAAGCAAUCUGAUGAUUUGCAUUCAUCCCAUUCAUCGCCAAACACAUCAUUUGUCAAUGCGACCACCCUUACUCCCCUUGACUACUCAAUGGGAGAUUGUGCGAGAUACGGCGGUGAACUUGUGGGAGAUGCAUGUCACGAUAAUGUGUUCUUCCUGUCUGUUAUCCUCGCCCUUGGAACCUUUUUCUUGGCUAUUUCACUGAAGGGAUUCCGUACCAGCUCUUAUUUCCCUACAAAGGUCCGUGCAGUCGUCUCAGACUUUGCCAUCUUAAUAAGUAUAAUGAUAAUGGUUGGUGUAGACCUUGCAUUUGGUGUCAACACACCAAAGCUUGAUAUUCCAUUGAAAUUCCAACCCACAAAUGCCGAGGAGAGGGGAUGGGUGAUCCCUCCACUGGGCAAGAACCCUGUGUGGACGAUUCCGGCCGCAGCCAUCCCAGCGUUACUUGCAACUAUUUUAGUUUUCAUGGAUCAACAGAUCACGGCUCUGAUCGUGAACAGAAGAGAACAUAAACUUAAGAAAGGAGCUGGUUACCAUCUUGAUCUCCUACUUGUAGCCAUCAUCAUUGGUAUCUGUUCAUUGCUGGGUUUGCCGUGGGUAGUUGCCGCAACUGUUUUGUCAGUUGGUCAUGUACAGAGCUUGUUUGUUGAGUCUCAAUGCACAGCGCCUGGAGAGAAAGCUAAAUUUCUUGGUGUAAGGGAACAGCGUGUUACAGGAACCAUGAUUUUUAUCUUGAUUGGUUUAACUGUGUUCAUGUCUCCAAUCUUAAAGUUUGUACCAAUGCCUGUUCUUUUCGGCCUCUUCUUCUAUAUGGGAGUUUCCGCACUCAAAGGAUUGCAGUUCUUUGAGAGAUUAAAGAUCAUUUUCAUGCCAAUCAAGCACCAGCCUGAUCUGAUGUAUUUGCGCCAAGUCCCGGUCAACAGAAUCCAUAUCUUCACAUUGAUUCAGUUGUUUUGUUUGGGUGUACUGUGGCUCAUCAAGUCCACUGACGCUGCCUUAAUCUUCCCUGUUAUGGUGUUGAUGUUGGUCGCUGUUCGCAAAGUGAUGGAGAAAGUUUUCACUCUUCAUGAGCUUGAAGUUUUAGAUGAUUUAAUGCCGGAGAGCAUUAAGAAGAAAAAAGCAGAAGCAUUGCAUAAAAAGGAUGAUGACUACGAGUAUGAUGAAGAUGAUGAUGAGUGUUGCCAUCACGACGAUAUAGAUGGCAAGAAGGAACUAGUUGAUGGUAAAGAACUCACUGAAGGGAAAGAACUGAAUGGUAAAGCAAAUUGUGAAGUUCCCUUCAACAUGUCAGAAGAGAUGUGCAAGACCGGACUGUGGAAAACGUUUGUGAAGGAUGGAUCAAGGACCAAGCCAGAGCACAGGAAAGGCAAAUCAGGCGACAAACACAAGCAUAAACAUAAACACCAUCACAGCCACAAAAAUAGACACAAUCGGCACAAGAAAGACCGCGAAGAACGUAAAGAAGACGAGGGAUUAUGGAUGCUUGGUAAAAAGACUGAGGGUGAUGAUGAUGACGAAGGAAGCGACGAAGGAAGCGACGCAGAACUACAAAGAAAACUUUCGACCAUUAACGAGGACAAGGCUGAUGUUGUGAUUGACAUGGGGCAGAUUCAGAAAUCUCUUCUGGAGCAGACUGAUAAUGGUGAUGUUCCGAUGGUCGGUGAAGGCAACAAGGAAAGUGACAAGCCAGCGGGUACUGCUGAAGAUGUUGUCUGAAGUGUUUAGAGGGUAAUCAUCCUUAAUAAUAUGAGCCAGGUAACAACACUGUAUCCAUACAUGUAAAUGAAGCAGUGUUUGUUUUUAUACUCAUCAGUAAGAACCCUGUUGUAUGUAAUUAAAUUCUUUGGUAGUAAUUAUAGUUUUAAAAAUAUACAUGAUAACUCGCCUUAAAACCAGUUUUCAAAAUUGAACUUUCUCCACUCAGACAUGAUCAUAUGAUGUCACUACAUUGUAGCUAUUGAAUUUU
Orbicella faveolata is the source of this 4479-nucleotide messenger RNA. Its product is annotated as sodium-driven chloride bicarbonate exchanger-like. Gene Ontology annotation, cellular component: plasma membrane. Gene Ontology annotation, molecular function: sodium:bicarbonate symporter activity; solute:inorganic anion antiporter activity; monoatomic anion transmembrane transporter activity. NCBI's taxonomy places the organism in Eukaryota, Metazoa, Cnidaria, Anthozoa, Scleractinia, Merulinidae. Gene Ontology annotation, biological process: bicarbonate transport; monoatomic anion transport; regulation of intracellular pH. The record is from RefSeq and is a predicted model, not a curated record.